AUGGCACUAGACAAACAAAAAAUUUUGAGUGAAUUGGGCAGUGUUAUGAAUCAACUUAAAAGUGCUGAUUGCGGAUGUAUAGGGAAAUUAUUCGGUAAUACAAAUCCUCACCCGUCAAGUCCUAUGCAAGUGCCUAGCGGUUGUAAGCAUGGAUGUUGCCAUAGCCACGGUCAUAAUAAUUGUACACCGUAUACACCGUGUAUGGGAGCGCCUUGUCCGUCCACUAAUUCACGGCAUAUGAAUCAAUCAUGUAUGGGUCACUGUAACCCAGCAAAAAUGUACGGCGAUACAUACCAUUACUUAAGCGAAAACCUUAUGCAGCCUGUUGUAAAUGAAGUCUAUAAUGAUUUAAAAACGAUCACUCCAGCUAACACGAUAAUGAAUAACGAGGGUGUUAAUGCGACGACUGCAUCUCAAGGACAAACCAAUAUGCAGCCUCAAGGACAAACCAAUAUGCAGCUCAUGCAAAAUAAAGACAGCGCAAAACUUGAAAAUACUCCUAACACUAACCAAAGUCCAAGAAUGGAAGGUCAGGUGAAUGGAAUGGGACCUCACCUAGUAAAUAUGAUGAUGAGUGGAAACAAAAUGAAAGCAAACGACAUACAAGGGGAUACAGGUUCUUUAACGCAGCCCGUGGUUAUUGAUGCACCUCAAUCGCCUCAUGGGAAAGUGGGAAUUAUGCCUUUACCUGUCCAAACGAACAUGCACCAAGGUGGUGAUAGACAAAUACACACGUUUAAUCAACACCGUGAGAAUAAUCAAGGAAAUUUAGGUAACCAAGUACAAGGUGCAAAUCAAAAUAAAUUAUUAUCAAUCCCAAAUGUAAAUGCUAAUUAUGGGGUUCAAAACAUGACACCAAAUCCGAAACAUUUUGGACAACACACCCAAGGUAUCGCUAAAUUUAAUGAGAUGUUCCCUGGUGUAACGCAAAAUUUAGGCGGGGACUUAGGUUUUGAUCCUAUGGCGAUAGCCGUACAAAUGAACCCUGCUAAUCAAAAACGCGCUGCCAUGCAUACAAUGCAUAGGAUAAUGAAUAAUAAUAAUUCGGAGGUAAAUAAUAAUUUUAACCCAACACAAACAGAACAACAACCUGUUGUGGGGACGGGGUCAGAAGCAACGCAUAUGUUAGCUACUAACUUAGAGCAUUCAAAUAUAAAUCCAAAUCAAGUACAACAAAGUAACUUUGCCAUGCCUUUAAAUGAUCAAAUGUCUACAAAUGAGCAGAUCAUGCAAAACAAGGACCAGUUAAAUUAUUCGUAUAAUGAAGGAAUAAAAUCGUAUCCACAAGCUUAUGCAACGCUGACAUCAGCUUCAGGAGGUUAUCAACAGCCAGGACAACAGCAACAACAAUUUCAAGGGCUUCCUCAACAAUAUAUGCAACAACAACAAAUACGAACAAAUAUGGCAGAUCCGAAUGCUAAUAACCUAAUAUCAAAUAAUAAAGAAAUGGUAAAUACGCCAAUGAUUCAGAUGCAGCAAUCAACGUUAAAUUCACCACCUAUACCAGAGUUCGUUCCAAUGCCUAACACACCACAGCAAAUAGUGAAAGAACCGACGUUCCCAGCUUCUACUACUCAAAAUCAACUUAUAUCGCAUCUAAAGCAGCCAGUAAGCUAUACAUACAAUACUCUAGGCCAACCAAUUGAAAUGCUCCCAGCAGAGAUUUAUCACAGUAAAGAUCCAGGCGGUCCUCAAACGUUAUCCCCUCAAGACAUUCCCUCAAAACCCAAGGAUCCUAAAAUAUUUAGCAACGUUAAAUCAACUGUGAGCAAGACUUCAAUAAUAGGAAAUCGCCCGAUCGGAAAAAUUUCAAGCAGAAGUCAAUUACAAAAUAUCUAUAACCAGUAUAAAGGCUCUCAGUCUCUUACACAUCACAAUAUCUCAGGUUAUAACGAACGAGCUUCUUAUUCAGAAGAUCAGUUUAAAAUUCCUCACCAAAGAACAGAAGGAGUUGCGCCUAAUCAUCAAAUAGUUGAAAAAAUUGGAGGUGAUUCAUUACUGGAUACUGAAAGUAAUCAAAAUUCACAAAGAAAAACAGAACAAGUACCAGGUCACAUUGGCGAUGUUCCUCACAGUAAUGAAAUCCAGAGUAAUGGAAUGACAGAACCAACGUUAACAAGAAAACCUAAAGCUAGGAAUGGCUUGCAAGAUAUGGUUUAUACAUCGUAUCCUUCUUCAGCCGCUUGGUCUUUUCACGGUCAUACUCGGCCACCUCUUUCAGUUGGAGCUCGUGUUAAAACAAGAUUUUAA
Parnassius mnemosyne (clouded apollo) is the source of this 2250-nucleotide messenger RNA. The record is from the annotation of a GenBank genome assembly. NCBI's taxonomy places the organism in Eukaryota, Metazoa, Arthropoda, Insecta, Lepidoptera, Papilionidae.